AUGCAGCCUUUGCCGAACAGGUUAGGACUUGGUCUUCGUAACCAACCCUUGCCGUCCUUUGGCCAGGGACCCUCAAUGUCGGCUCUUGCACAGCAGCAGCAAAUGCACCAACACUUUGUGUCGCCUCAAGCGCAGAAGCAAGUAACGCUCUUUAUUGGUUCAAUAUCAGGCGGGAUCACCGAUGCAUUUCUCAAUCAACUUCUUACGGCAUGUGGCCCGGUGAAGUCAUUCAAGCGCUUGAUCACACCCGCAAACAAACCCCAAGGAUUUGGGUUCGCCGAGUUUGAGGAUCCUGAGGGAGCGUUGCGUGCUAUGGCGCUGUUGAAUAACGUGGAACUCCCUGCGUUGGAGGAUGGUUGUGUUAGCAAAAAGUUGCUGGUGAAAGCAGACGAUAGAACAAAACUGUUUCUGGAAGCAUAUUCGGCGCACCGUAUGCAGACAGACACCGACGAAGCAGCCACGCAAAAAGCAAAAGCCAGUGUUGAGAAGCACCUCGCCGAAAUCAACCGCACUUCUCAAGAAGCAUCCAACAAUGGUCUUCUCGACAAGGAGAAAUACGUCAUUCCCCCGCAUCUACAUGACUUGCAGGAGGCAGACCUGCCAGAAACUCAGCGUGGGCUCGUCAUCUCGGAGAUUGCGCAGUUCCGCGAACGUGCUGCGAAACGCGAGCGAGAGAAGCUGCGCGACACUAAGCAGAACAUCCCAGUGCUGCCAAGUGGGCCCAAGGUGCGCGAGUGGGGUAAACCCCAAGGCGGGCCAGGGGCGCCAUCAUCACAAAGUUCGAAGCCUGGUGCCCUGGGAAGGGAUGCACAGCAGGGAUACAACAAGCCGGUUGGCUUUGUCAAGGCGGAACAAAGUGCAGAAGGAGAUGAGCGGCAGUUGGCCGGGAAGACGACAAAGACGGAUGAAGAAUUAGAGGCGGAGAGGAAGGAGGCGAGACGACGAGACGAAGAAAACUCAUUCAGAGACCGCGAGCGCAGAUAUGAACCACGGGAACGUGUACGUAUACAGACGUUAGAGCGCGCGCUCACGCGGGAGCGAACGACGAAGGAAGCUGAGGAGCGGGAUCGCCAAGAGAUACAUGUGCGGCUCGACGUGUGGGACGACGAUGAAAGCGACGAACAGUUCUACACGGACCGCACCCGAUGGCGAGCACAACGUGCGCGUCGGCUUGCAGCGGAGGAGGCCGCCGAUGCCGAGUCGCGGGCCUUUGAAGAGCGGGAGGUGGAGAACUUGCGGCGGGAGUCCGAGGCGUUCCUCGCACGCCAGAUGGACGAGAUGCAGGCGCUGGCGGAGGAACAACGCAAGGCGGGCAUGUUGCUCGAUGACGGUGCGCCUGUCAAACUUAAUGUCUCCUUGGCUGCUGCUGCGCCCAAAGCGGAGGGCGGGCCUUCGAUGGACAAGGCGACCUUGUUCGGGAACGAGGAAGAGGAGGAGGACGCGGUGAGGAGGCGCAAGGUGCCUUUGGUGAAACUUGAUUUCAGUGCCGCGAACGACGGAGAGAAGGCGAAGGAGAGAUUGGAGCGAAUCAAAGCUUCCGUUCCCAGUGAUAAGGAGACGCUAUUCAAGGCAAAGGUCCGGUGGGACUGCGUGACUGAUCUCAUGAUUGACCGCAAAUUCGAGCCUCUCGUCAAGCGGCUGAUGGUUAAAUAUAUCGGUGAGCUCGAAGACGAUGACCUUGUCAUGUUCGUGUUGGAGCAUCUCAAGGACCAUAAGAGUCCAAGCAAGCUUGUUGAUGGCCUAGAGCCGGUUCUUGAAGAGGAAGCUGGUGAGCUCGCCAUUCUCGUCUGGAGACAAGUGAUCUUCGAGAGUAUGGCAUACGGCGAGGGCCUGCAAACAGAACGAAUGCUAGUUGAUUGA
This is a messenger RNA of Heterobasidion irregulare TC 32-1, 1860 nucleotides long. RefSeq lists its product as uncharacterized. Bases 1 to 1860 code for a protein of 619 amino acids. NCBI's taxonomy places the organism in Eukaryota, Fungi, Basidiomycota, Agaricomycetes, Russulales, Bondarzewiaceae. The transcript is spliced from 7 exons. Gene Ontology annotation, molecular function: mRNA binding. Gene Ontology annotation, cellular component: spliceosomal complex. Gene Ontology annotation, biological process: mRNA processing. The record is from RefSeq and is a predicted model, not a curated record.